UCACUUCUUUCCCGUUGCUGCCAUGGAGGGAAUAGAUCAAUAUGUCAGGCGGCAGCAUGGCAGAGAAAAAAUGGUAAUGGAGAGAGUUUCGGAGGUAAAUGAAUCGCAGAGACUGGGUAGGCAAGGCAGGCAGGUAGGUUGCAGGCAGGCAGGUUGCAGGCAGGCAGGUUGCGCGCGUUUGUGGUGCAGGAAGCUAAGGCAGGGAAGCCAGAGAGGGAGGGAGGGAGGGAGUAGGAGGGGGAGGGUUAAGAGAGCACCUGUGGGCGGCGGGCGAGGUGAGAGGCGGCGCAGUAACUCAGGCCGCGGCAUAGGAGAUUGCAGCUCACCCCGCCAGUGCCGCGCGGCCUCACUCACUCGCCGCCCAGCCCCGCGCCAUGGUCCACGCGUUGCUGCUAGUGGGUGCGGUGCCUCUCGGCCUCCUCGACGCCGCGCGACUCGACCCAGACCUCGCUGCUCCCGGCGACACCCCCGCCACAGCCACCGCCACUGCCACCGCCACUGACAACACCGCUACUGACGACACUGCCACCACAGUCCACAGCAUGAAUUGGCGCGCCCUUCUGGAACGGCUCGGGACACCGCAGCUUCCUGACAUCAUCCUGAGCAACUCGCAGCACCCAGCAAGCCACGCCAAGCACAAACCAGACAUCCUGCUUGCCGACCCUGCCUCAGCCGCCGCAGCAGAGGCCACCACGCCCUCAGAGGUGAAAGUCGAAGUCCCCUCCUCCUCUUCCUCCUCCUCCUCCUCGAGUCCCAGUCAAGAAGCCAUCAAGUCCCAGAGCAGUGAGGGUCGCCUGCCGCUCGCUGAUUGGCUGCGUGAGGCCCUGAGUGUCCUGCGGCAUAAGGACGAGGACAAGGAGGAGGAGGACGAGAGGGACGGCGCGGUCGGCAGCGAGGAGUGGCGGGAGGCCGGCGCGCUGCUACGGAAAAUUGGUGAUUUGCUGGACGGCUGCAGUACCUGGAGCGGCAGGGGAAGGAUGACCUCCGCGGCCCUCAGCUUCCCCCUGGCGCGGCCCCUCGCCUGCUGCUGCUGCUGCUGCUGCUGCUGCUGUCUCGCCGCCUCCGUCUUCGGUCUGCUCACGUGGCGGCUCCUGCUGUGGUGCCGCUGACCGCCUGGCUGAGGGAGGACGUCCACUUGCACCUUCAGCAGACGGCAGCCUCCCCCUGCAGUUCAUUCCUCUUCCUCUUCCUCCUUUUCCUCCUCCUCGUCAGCAGCUCUGCCGCCGACCCUUCCCGCACCACGUGUAGGUCACAGUCCACGCGUGUAGUCUGUUCCCCCGCGCGUCACUGCCCGCCAGUCGUCACUGCCCUCACGUCUUUCAUUACGCCCUAAGGACACCGUUCACGCCGAGGGAGAAAAGGGACGUUUAGGUCUAGCUCUUAUUUGUAAAGUAAAAACAUUUCAACGCCACUUUAGGACGACCGCAUCGAGGCCUGACGGGAGCCAUGGGUUAGCGAGAACACUUCACGAGACAGACAAACAAAACAAAAUUCCCAGUGAACGCCGUGCGAUGUGCGGGUUCCCUCCUCCCCACAACCUCAGCCCGGCGUGUCUGGGCGGCCUGCGACCCACACACGUGCGUCGCCGCGUGAAACAUUUAAGUGCCCGCUGCGUGUUGUGUUACAUCAGAGGCAGCACAAAGCCGCCCCCGCUCCGCCGCAGCCUGCCGACCUACGCCGCGAUACCCGCAGGAGGCAGGUCGUGGUGUUCGCCGCGGCCCAGACACUCCCUUACCCCCUCACUCUGAGUCGCCUCUCCCCCACGUAAGGCGCGAGCUCCUUUUAUCGUCUUUAAGUCAAACCAUUUAUUUUCUCCCUCUGGUUCCCCGCGCCGCUCCUCCCACCCCACGGCACAGAAGCGAGCUGUCUCCCGCCCACACCCACGCAGCCCACCCACGUACUGUAGUUUGGUAUAGCGAACAUUUGUUAAGAUUCUUAAUAAACUUUAUAUGAUAAAGUGACUGGAUAUAUAGUUUAACGGCGGUCUAUAUGUGCUGCCCACCCCCGCCCCACCAAGCCACGCCCCGCCAAUCACCCCCGCCAACCACCACUCCGCCACACACACGCUGGUGGUGGUGGGCGUUCCUCAACCAAUCAACCCGCCCCCCCCCCCCCCCAGUAGACUUCAGCAAACCAAAUCCUGCCCAUGUACACUAAGGCGUUGCUCCCUUCCCCCUCCCUCCCUCCCCCUUCCCCUCCCAAAGAGCUCACACUCUAGUCAACGUUCUCUGUAGGCAGGUGAACGGUCAUUCCCAGUUUCUAAGUACACGAGCUCAGUGUAUCUGCUCAACACAUUGCUCAUUCACGACACAGACGCCAGGAUCGGAAGGUUUAAUAAGGCGAUAACACUUGAUUAGUAGCUCUGUGUGUCUAUAAGGACCAUAUUCUGAAACACCUCUGUGCCGCAUCUUCAUUACAUUCAAAGGGCUCUAGUUGAAGUUACGCGAGUUUUAAGGGUUUUUUUUUUUUAUGAUUUUAGUGACAUGUUAACAAGAUUUCUACGUUAUUAACUGGAUAAACACUGCCCAGAACCCGGCUAAUCAUCUCUUUGGCCUUUGAAAAUUGUCGUGGUAAAAGAGCAGCGCGUCUCAGAAUGUAGGACUGAUGAGAGACAACUAUUCAUGACGCAUCACCAAUAACACCAUAACCAUAAUCACUACACUAUCACUACCAGUAACACCACCUACCACCACCUCAACCACACACUCUCCCCAGCCCUAACGACACCCAAGGGCCAAACCACAGUCCACCACACCACACUGUCUGAUUAAUUUGCCACGCGUACAUGGCAGAAAAAAAAAUUGAGAAAGAAAGGACAGCAAGGUUUGGUUCGAUGUUCUUCGUAAUGUUUGAAGGCGCCUGCGUGUUCGUGGCAGUGUUUUAUUCAAUUUCAAACCAGCCAGUGAACGUUUCGAAGCUUGUGAUGUCGGUGGUUGUCAGUAAAAGCCGUAGCACCAUGACAGAGACGCCAUCAUGCGCAGCUGACACACAAUUCGACAUUGUUGCAUCUUAAUUCUCGUGCAUUUAGCGUGAUACUCUUUUUCUUCUUUAUUUUUGCGUAUAAAUGAAUCUCUGAGGUCAAACAGUCCAUUGCGUGUAGUUGCAGGAGAUGACAAGCUAGUUUGGGGAGAGCAAUCGUCCCUUACCGGCAGCAAUUCAACUUGAGACACAUUCACGCCAAAAAAUAAAUAAAUAAAUAAAAUAAGUCAACAUCACCACUAUUCGCAACACUUCUGCACUCCGCACCUUCACUCCUCACACACUGUCGGGCCAGUCACCGCCACCCCUCACCGUCAGAUCAACACUUAAGUCCCUUUCAUACGACGCCACCAGUGCCGUCGUUUGAAAGGGGCCUUAGAUUUACCUUUGAAGAUGAACGGCACGAAAAAACGACUCUAAGGUUGCAGUGAAUUCAGGGGAACGUUUGAAGUCAACCAAGAGAACUUUAGAGUCAGUACCGGUAUCGACUGACUGACUGAAUGAAUGAAUGACUGGUUAGCUAAUUCAGUUCUCCACAGAAACAGGGUCAUAAGCUAUCGAGAUACGAAAAAACGUCUUGCAUCGCAGUUAACUAACAGAACUUGAGUCAGCACCACUAUCGACUAACUGACUGACGGACGGAUUGACUGACUGACUGACGGACGGACUGACGGACUGGUUGGUUAAUUCAGUUCUCCACCAAAGCAGGGUCAUGUGCCACCGAUCCUUACCACGACACUCGCUCCUUCUGCCAAACGCGGGAGUCUGAGUCUGAGUCUCCACACGCAUUACAGGCAUCACGAGCAGCCGGGACUGACUUGAUAACCGAUACGCCAAUACCGCGCCGCAAAGCUCUCACAGGAGGAGCCGCGAGUCUUCAAAGGAUCGGGGAAUGGGGAAAGAAACUCAAUACUCAAUCCGCAGCCCUGCCUUCCCCAAUCCCCCUCCCCACUGCCUUGCUUUCUCCACCUCCUCGUGUUCUCGCCCUCGUCGUCAUCCCAACCCCAAGUACAAGUUACUUUUUAAAUCACUCGUUACAGAUAAUACGAAAACUUUUAUUAGUAUUGCAAUAACGAUACACUUACACGCACACACACACACACACACAUACACACGCACAUACACACACACACACACAUUCGCCGAGAUCCGUUAUGUAGCGUUUAAGUGUCUUUUUCUCAACAUUUCACGGGCCAACAGGGUGAUCUUAGGCGUCCCAUGUGUCGUGUGCUGCUCUUCCACGCCCUCUGUGUGUGAAUGAUUGAACUUAUAACUGUACUCUCGCUUGAAGUUUUGCCUUGGAACCUUCGGCGUACUUCCUUCCACUGCGCUCAACGUUGUGUUCAUUCUUUAGUCCUCUGAGUUGCCGCCAGUCUUGCUAAACAUGAUGAGACUUAAAGCACAUCACAUUAAUUCCCUACCACUGCGGUAUACAAUAAUUCACAGCACUACAAGCGAUGUAUGGUAUCUUUAUAAGCAUCUGCAAGAAAGAUGAUAAAACAGAAUAGAUUUUACAAUUUGUAGACAAUACAAUGUUCGGAGGUGGCUGUAGAGCAAGAAAACAGGUCUUAGAGUGGUUGGUAAUUAAGGAAAAUUGUGUGAAGUAGUAGUGAAAGGGAUGGCUAAAGACUGAAAGAAAACGAGACGAUUGAAAGGAAAUACGAGGUUACUUGGCUGAUAACUGUGUACUUUUGUGUGUUUGUCUGUAUGCAUGUAGGAGUGUAUACGUAUAUCCGGUUGUCUGAUGAUUAAUUAAAAAACUUUCAACAAAUCAGAGAACGUAAGAUUGAAAGAAAUAUGAAGUUUCUUGUUUCAUAAUAACUAUGUACGUACUUUCGUGUGUAUGUAUUUAUGUAUGAGUGUAUAUGUAUGGAUGUCUAACUUUGUGUGUGUGUGUGUGUGUGUGUGUGUGUGUGUGUGUGUGUGUGUGGCAGCCUCGAGGUCCCAAUGCAGUGGAAGAGUGUAGCAGCGCACGUGGCCGCGUCCCAAAGUUCAGUAUGUGUGUGUGUAUGUGUUUAGCUCUUAAGGUCCCGCGCGAGGCUCUGCAGGCGAUGACCAACAGGCGACGCUCCCUCACACACGCCGCGAUAACAGUAACACUCAAGCAGUUCAAGGAAGAAAGAUUCGACGGAAAAGAAAAAAAAAAUGAGAGGGAUAUGUAGACAAGUUAGCAGUUUGUUGGUGCAUUAAAGAAAGUUUGCGUAGGGAAUAAUGGAAGGAUGUGUAGAUAAUUUGGGAUGCAAUGCUGGGUGUGAAUUGUGUGAUGGAUAAACUGACGGUUUGGAUUUGGUUAUAAAGAUGCUGUCCAUAUGAUGUUCACUGAGAAUCUGACGGACUGGUUGGUUAACUGACUGACUGAUUUUCAGACCUCAAAACAAUGGAAUCAAUCAUAUAACGCCAUAGGUCAAAAAUAUUAAACUAAACGGAAUUGUUAAAAGAAAAUUGUGAAAUAAGAUCAAGUUUAGUAAGUAACGUAAAAGUAACUUGACUACACAAUGUUAUAAAAAGAAAAUAUAAAAUGACACGAAUUAAUAAAACUUCAUGUUAUA
Molecule: messenger RNA, 5528 nt
Organism: Scylla paramamosain (green mud crab)
Lineage: Eukaryota; Metazoa; Arthropoda; Malacostraca; Decapoda; Portunidae
Exons: 3
Coding region: 375-1109 (244 amino acids)
Source: RefSeq, a predicted model, not a curated record